Messenger RNA from Coffea eugenioides, 1370 nucleotides. Its product is annotated as dehydrogenase/reductase SDR family member 7. The record is from RefSeq and is a predicted model, not a curated record. Gene Ontology annotation, cellular component: membrane. Bases 138 to 1118 code for a protein of 326 amino acids. Lineage: Eukaryota; Viridiplantae; Streptophyta; Magnoliopsida; Gentianales; Rubiaceae. Gene Ontology annotation, molecular function: oxidoreductase activity. The transcript has 12 exons.
CUGACGGAAGUCUCGAAGAACACAAAAUAAUCCAGCUCCAAAAUCCUGUCUUCAGCUUCUCAACUCUCCAAAUAUCUCACCAUUACAAAAGGCAGUCGGAAUUCGAGUGUGAGUUGAUAAAGAAUACUAGGAAUAAUAUGCUGAUUCUUAGCAUAGCCUUGCUGCUAAUUGCUGCAUUCAUCGGAGUGUUCUACAAAUUCUUGACAGCUGAUGGGGAUUUCACGUUAUUGUCUAAAGGGCACGUAAAGCGUGUAGAAAUCGAAGACAAGGUCAUUUGGAUUACUGGAGCCAGCCGUGGAAUUGGAGAAAUCCUUGCUAAACAACUUGCAAGUUUGGGGGCAAAACUUAUUAUUUCAGCCCGGAAUGAGGCUGAAUUGGAGUGUGUCAAGAAACAAUUGGCUGGAAAACAUGCACCAGAUGAAGUGAUGAUAUUACCUUUGGAUUUGACUUCUGGGGAAGACAAGCUUAGAGAGGCUGUACAGCAAGCUGAGUCUCUUUUCAGUGGUGCCGGUGUGGACUAUUUGAUCCACAAUGCAGCAUUUGAACGCCCAAAAACAACAGCAUUAGAUGUAACGGAGCAAAGUCUCAAGGCUACAUUUGAUGUAAAUGUCUUGGGACCAAUAUCUCUUACUCGGUUGCUGGCACCUUACAUGCUGAAGCGUGGGAGGGGACACUUUGUUGUGAUGAGCAGUGCUGCAGGAAAGACUCCUGCACCCGGACAGGCUGUAUAUUCUGCUUCCAAAUUUGCUGUAAAUGGGUAUUUUCACUCCUUGAGAUCUGAGCUUUAUCGAAAAGGAAUCAAGGUCACUGUUGUUUGUCCAGGGCCCAUAAAAACAUCAAGUACUCCAGAGGCAAGCACCUCAUCAACAAAGUUGCCUGCUGAGCGACGUGUGUCAUCAGAGAGGUGUGCUGAGCUGACUACUAUUGCUGCAAGCCAUGGUUUAAAGGAAGCUUGGAUAUCAUAUCAGCCUGUGCUUGCUGUUAUGUAUUUGGUGCAGUAUGUGCCCACUAUUGGAUUUUGGCUUAUGGAUAAGGUUGGUGCAAGACGGGUAGAAGCUGCAGCAAAGCAGGGUGAUACAUACUCUUUGGCUUUGCUUUUUGGUAAAAAGAAGGAAUAAUCAAAUGAAGGCUUAGACUGACGAAUCAAAGAAACAAGUCUUCCCCACCAUGGAUCGCCUGGUUGCAUCUGCAGCACCAGAAGCCAUGCGCUCUGUUUUUUGAAACUUCCAUAUUGUCCACAUGAUGAACCCACAUUGUUCUCUCUCUCUCUCUCUCUCUCUCUCAAAGUUAAAGCCUUAUUGUACAAUGGUUUAGAAUCAUUAAUAUACUUUGUAGUGGAGAAAUGUAACAGGAAAUUUUGCCAAAUUCCA